Molecule: messenger RNA, 1020 nt
Organism: Suillus plorans
Lineage: Eukaryota; Fungi; Basidiomycota; Agaricomycetes; Boletales; Suillaceae
Product: Endonuclease/exonuclease/phosphatase
Exons: 1
Coding region: 1-1020 (339 amino acids)
Biological process (GO): base-excision repair
Cellular component (GO): nucleus
Molecular function (GO): double-stranded DNA 3'-5' DNA exonuclease activity; phosphoric diester hydrolase activity; DNA-(apurinic or apyrimidinic site) endonuclease activity
Source: RefSeq, a predicted model, not a curated record
AUGAGAGGAAGAUGGCACAACGGAACAGACAAAUGGAACCACAUCAAUCAAGUUAUAAGAGAUAAAAAGAUUGGGAUUAUGGCCAUCCAAGAAACUCACCUGUCAAAAGAAGAAGAAUCCAAGCUAGACGAAACCUUCAGACGUCGGCUAAAAAUCAUAUCAUCCAUUGACCCCGAAAACACUAAUGCCAAAGGUAUAGCAAUUGUACUAAACGUACAAAUGACAAGGAGUAAGGAAGUGACCUCACUCGAAAUCAUCCCAGGAAGAGCACUAAUGAUACACAUACCAUGGACCAAAGAAACGAUAUUGACAAUCCUAGCAAUAUAUGCACCAAAUGAACCAUCAAAAAACCAACUGUUUUGGGAAGAAUUACACACCAAACUAGAAGGGAAACCUAAACCAGACGUAAUGCUUGGCGACUUCAACAUAGUUGAAGAUGCCCUAGACAGACUACCAUGUAAACAAGACAAUGAACACGCUACUGAAUCAUUAGCACGUCUAAAACUAAGCCUAGACUUAAGAGACGGAUGGCGCGCAGAGAAUCCCAACUCACUUGCAUUCACAUUUGCGCAAUCUCACCGGCAAGGAGGAAGACAAUUGAGAAUAGACAGGAUAUACAUUAGCGAGGACUUCACGCCCUUUAGCAAAGAAUGGCAAAUAGAACCAUCUGGAAUUGCAACCGAUCACCAAUUGAUAUCAGCGAGAAUAUCAGACAUACGUAUUCCCUUCGUAGGCAAAGGCAGGUGGACACUGCCGCUCUUCAUCCCUAAAGACAAACAAGUACGAGAUGAAAUAGUCAAGAUGGGACGAGCCCUGCAAAAGGACAUAACGAGCUCCCAGUCUGACAGAUCAGAGUCCAACAACCCCCAAACAAUAUUCAAAACGUUCAAAAACAAAGUAAUUCACCUAUGCAGAGAUACAGCAAAGAAAUCUAUCUCGAAGAUCCAGAACCGUAUUAAUACCCUGAAAAUCCACCUCAAAACAUGCCUAAACAACCAUAAUCUCCCUGAAGAUGAAUGA